Messenger RNA from Thunnus maccoyii (southern bluefin tuna), 632 nucleotides. RefSeq names its product small nuclear ribonucleoprotein D1 polypeptide (gene snrpd1). Gene Ontology annotation, cellular component: U5 snRNP; precatalytic spliceosome; U2 snRNP. Gene Ontology annotation, molecular function: RNA binding. The coding region runs from base 125 to 484 and encodes 119 amino acids. NCBI's taxonomy places the organism in Eukaryota, Metazoa, Chordata, Actinopteri, Scombriformes, Scombridae. The transcript has 4 exons. The record is from RefSeq and is a predicted model, not a curated record. Gene Ontology annotation, biological process: spliceosomal snRNP assembly; RNA processing.
ACGUAACGCCGUAGGCGCGUCAGUGGAACGUAACUCGUACAACAGCGGGCCUGUGUCUCCACUGUGAGCGCUGCAAUUUUUUGUCUCUUCGGUGGAGGAUUUGUCUCUACAAUCCAUCACCAUCAUGAAACUCGUCAGGUUUUUGAUGAAGCUCAGCCAUGAGACGGUUACCAUCGAGCUGAAGAAUGGCACCCAGGUCCAUGGCACCAUCACAGGUGUUGAUGUGAGCAUGAACACUCACCUGAAGGCGGUGAAAAUGACCCUGAAAAACAGGGAGCCCACUCAGCUGGAGUCACUGAGUAUCCGCGGCAACAAUAUCCGCUACUUUAUCCUGCCUGACAGCCUGCCGCUGGACACGUUGCUGGUUGACAUCGAGCCGAAGAUCAAGUCCAAGAAGAGGGAAGCAGUGGCUGGACGAGGUCGAGGCAGAGGACGAGGACGUGGACGAGGAAGAGGACGAGGCCGAGGCGGCCCAAGGAGAUGAUCACUGGGCUAUAGACUCUCUGGUCACCAACUCACUGUUUUGUACAGGAUUUUUUUUUUUUUCAGAGGAAACGUUUUGUGAAUUUCCAUGUGUCUUUCUUUCUUUUCCCUUAUUUUGUACAUUAAAAUGCUCCUUACGAAAGGAUAAA